This is a messenger RNA of Wallemia mellicola CBS 633.66, 156 nucleotides long. RefSeq names its product translation machinery associated TMA7. NCBI's taxonomy places the organism in Eukaryota, Fungi, Basidiomycota, Wallemiomycetes, Wallemiales, Wallemiaceae. The transcript is spliced from 3 exons. The record is from RefSeq and is a predicted model, not a curated record. Bases 1 to 156 code for a protein of 51 amino acids.
AUGUCAGGAAGACAAGCUGGAAAAGCUAAGCCACUCAAGGCACCAAAGAAGGAUAAGAAGGACUUCGAUGAUGAGGACAUCGCCUUUAAAGCGAAGCAAAAGGCAGAAGAGAAGGCGAAAGCAGAAGCUAUCAAAAAGUUGGGCGGAAAAAAGUAA